AUGGCGCUCACAUAUCAACAAUCAAAACUGGUCAAGGACACCAUCCCGGCCCUCCGAGAGCACGGUGAGAAGAUCACGACCAUCUUCUACAAGAACAUGCUUCGCGACCACCCGGAGUUGAACAACUACUUCAACAGCGUCAACCAGAAGAAUGGCCGGCAACCGCGUGCCUUGACCUCUGUCAUCCUCAGCUUCGCCUCCAACAUCAACCACAUCAGCGAGCUGAUCCCCAAGUUUGAGCGCAUGUGCAACAAGCACUGCUCUCUCGGUAUCCAGCCUGAACACUACGAGAUUGUCGGCAAAUACCUGAUCAUGGCCUUCACCGAGGUGCUUGGCCCAGCAAUGACACCGCAGGUGCACUCGGCUUGGGAGAAGGCGUACUGGUUGUUGGCCAAGAUGCUCAUUGGGCGGGAGGCGCAGCUUUACAGAGACUUUGAGUCGUGGAGCUCAUGGCGCAAGUUCAAGAUUGACCGGGUGGUGCCAGAGACGGAGGAUAUCUACUCCUUCUAUCUCGUGCCACAGGACGGCAAGAAGUUGCCCAAGUUCUUCCCAGGACAGUACAUCUCUUUGCGGGUGAACGGCCCGGAGGGCUAUCUCCAGUCAAGACAGUACUCGCUCAGUGAGGCGUGGAAGCCUGACUACUACCGCAUUACGGUCAAGAGGGAUGAAGGCGCCAGGUAUUCCAACUCGGUUUCACAAUCGUACUUUCAUCCUGGUGUUGUGUCCAACCUCUUGAUCGACUCGAUGCCCGCUGGCACCAUGGUCGACGUUUCUCACCCCGCCGGCGAGUUCUUCCUCGACACCAACAACUCCAGCAACGUCCCCAUCGUCCUCAUCUCGGCCGGUGUCGGUGUUGCGCCCAUGGUCGCCAUUGCCAACGAAGUCGUUGCGACACAACCCAACAGGCCAAUCUCGUGGAUCCACGGCUCCAGGAAAUCGGUACCGUUUGAGGAGCACAUCACACACCUGAGACGCACCAACCCCAACUUCCACACCAACAUCUUCAAGACACACCUUGCCGGGAGCGACGUGGUGGGGGUAAACUACAACUACGACUUCCGCAUGGACCUCGCCAAGGUCAACCCCGACGACCUCCACCUCAACCACGGCGGCACCGAGUACUUCAUCUGCGGUCCCGAGCAGUUCAUGCUGGAGAUGUCGGAUUACCUCAAGAGCCAGGGCGUGCUGACCCAGCGCGUCCAUUUUGAGCUCUUCUCGACCGGUGACCUUGCGUUCAAGCACCAAUGA
This is a messenger RNA of Podospora anserina S mat+, 1248 nucleotides long. RefSeq lists its product as uncharacterized. NCBI's taxonomy places the organism in Eukaryota, Fungi, Ascomycota, Sordariomycetes, Sordariales, Podosporaceae. Bases 1 to 1248 code for a protein of 415 amino acids. Gene Ontology annotation, cellular component: intracellular anatomical structure. Gene Ontology annotation, molecular function: nitric oxide dioxygenase [NAD(P)H] activity; oxygen binding; heme binding. The record is from RefSeq and is a predicted model, not a curated record. Gene Ontology annotation, biological process: nitric oxide catabolic process; cellular response to nitrosative stress. The transcript has a single exon.